UAUGCGCUGCUGAAGGAAGAGGAGAAAAGUACAGACCAGGAAGUGUUGCGACUGCAUUGUCGGUCAUUCAAAGAAACCGAGCGGAUAUUUUAAGUUUAAAGAAUAACGUGCCAUCUUUUAUCGAGGACUAAAUUCAAACCACCAGAAACGGAGUCAUGGGGGUCGUUGAUCCGAAUAGUACGGACCAGAUAGAUGUGGAAGCUGCCCAGGAGGUGGAUCGAGUUAAAGCUCUACAGUCUCAAGUGGAUGGGGUAAAAGAUAUUAUGACCCAGAAUGUGGAUCGGAUCCUGGCUCGUGGAGAAAGGCUUGAUGAUCUGAUGGGGAAAUCUGAAGACCUGCAGGCUGGGGCCCAAAACUUCAAACAGACCUCACAGAAGGUUGCUCGUGCUUACUGGUGGAAGAAUGUGAAAUUGAUUGUGCUUAUUGUUGUGAUCGUCCUUGUCAUUGUUCUGGUUAUCAUAUUCCUUGCUACUGGUGUGAUUCCAACAAGUUCAGCUGCAACCAAACCCACUCUGAAACCGCCUUAAGGUUACACAGACACAUACUCCGAAACAAUCACGACAUCAUAAUUUACACAUACACCCAAACAAACACUUAAAUUUGCACAUUUUGGUCAUAUUCCUUCAAAUUCAAUAGUAUCUCAGCACCUUAUAAAUACAGUAACAGAGUUUCCCUAAUGACAGCUUUAAAACCUUGAAAUGGAGGAUAUUAUAUAAUCAUUCUAAAAUCCAUUUGAGCUGCUUUUAUGGUUCUCUAAAACCUGUAAGAUAACGUCUCAACCUAAUAAUAUUACAUUCCGUUCUUAAGGUAUCUUUAAAAUAAUCAUAUACACUGGCUUUGAAUGAAGGUAAUGGGCAAAGUUCUGUCUAUGAAUUCUGAAGUUAGAUUAAAUUAAUUGUUACUAGUAAUUAUACAAUACUUUUAGACCUCCAAAAGUUUGUAUUUUGUAUGUGACGGGUCACUGUCUUUGCACCUUUGUUAUUUUCUCAAUUAUAUGUUGUUUGUCAAAGGUCAACCAAGUAUGUUUUAUUAAAACUGUUAAGAGGUAGAAUUUCAUUGUCUUAAGGAAAUUUUAUUUAAUUAAAGGCACAAUACGUAAAUUUCGCCGCUAGAAGAUGGAAAAGAGUAACACAGGCGUGGCCUGAACAUGAAGAUUUAUGGCCGUUACGUUAUAAUGUGGUGCAACGGUUCCACAUUUUUUUAUUGAGAAUCACUGUUUUGCCAUGUAUGUUCGACUGAUUGCAGAGCUGCACAGAACAGUUGUUGAAUAUCUCAAAGCAUUGCGAGAGUGACUCCACAGUACUGCUUUUAAAAGCCUCUUGCGGUACUUAAAUGUGUUAUUACAUUCGGUUUAUGCAUCGCACAUGAAUUUGAACACACUGAUGCUCUCAAAGGCAGUAAAAGUGUAUACACAAUACACAAUGAGAAGGGACAUUACGCUGGUUAAAAUUGCUAAUUUCUUUGGAUUCAAACAUUGUUGGGAUAAUGUAAGUAAUCGCAUGAACAAAACUGGAUUUGCGAAAAAUUUAAAUGUUGUGCCUUUAAGCUAAUUUUUGGGAGUUAAUUUUGUUUCUCAAAUUAUUACUGAAAAUUGAUAGUGGCCCAAGCUCCAAAACAAAUAUGCAGUUUCUCCUCCAACAGAAUGAAUGAAAGAGCCUGUGAACAAGGUCAUCUAGUCUUUUUCUGUCUGUUUAAUGGUCUUUGUUCUCCAGCUGAAUUUGCUUUUUGCCUUUCCUCAUCAUAUCACUGCACUGAAUAUUACAUGCACAGAUACAGUAAAAUGUGCAGUGAAUACUGUAAUCAUAUUUUGAAUGUACUGCUUUAAACAUUUAGCCAAAGUUUGGCCCUGCUCUGUGGAAGCAUUUUUGAAAACCUCUUUGUCUUUGUUCUUUGUCUUUCUGCAAAGAACAAGUCAAGGAGGAAUAUUUCACUUUACUGUAAUGUCCAAUUGCUAACUGCUAAGUCUUGACAUAUCUGUUUUAGCCAAUGAAAAUUAACCCUCCCCGAAUGUACUUAAAUCGCCUCAAACAUCAUACCCCACAUAUCAUUUGUAGUUUCACAAACAUUCCUGGUCUUAUUAUAAGCUGAUCAUAUUUAAAUCUGCUGAGUAGCUGUACGAACUUUGCUUUGAGGUCAAGAUGUUUUCUUUAUAUUAUAAGACUUAAUUGUUGGUUUGAAUGUUUGUAUCCUGAAUCUCGUGAUGUAUUUCCAUUAGCUUUCAUAUUUUUAUUUUAAAGUAUUAGUCUCCCUUACUAUAAUUGUUAUACACAAGUCAUUAAUUAUUUUUCUUCAAAUAAUUCUACUCAAAGUUAUCGUUUUAAUCACAUCUGUGAACUUGGUACUCCAUAUAAUGAAAAGAUCACCAAAACUUAAAUUCAUUCGUCUGUGCUCUUUUGUUUCACAAAAAUGAAUGUUUGUGCUGGUUUUGUGGUUAUUUACUCCAGUUAUGAGAUGCUUAACUUAAUGAAGAAAUUGUAAACCCUUGAAGUGCCUUGAAAAUAAAUUCUUAGAGGGUACAUAUGACUUGUAAUAUCUUAAAAAAGCUAUAUUUUCUCAAUAAAUGUUUAAUCUUUCAUUGCAA
Triplophysa dalaica is the source of this 2581-nucleotide messenger RNA. It is a transcript of the gene vamp8, whose product is annotated as vesicle-associated membrane protein 8 (endobrevin). The coding region runs from base 156 to 527 and encodes 123 amino acids. Gene Ontology annotation, cellular component: plasma membrane; SNARE complex. The record is from RefSeq and is a predicted model, not a curated record. Lineage: Eukaryota; Metazoa; Chordata; Actinopteri; Cypriniformes; Nemacheilidae. The transcript is spliced from 3 exons. Gene Ontology annotation, molecular function: SNAP receptor activity; syntaxin binding. Gene Ontology annotation, biological process: vesicle fusion; vesicle-mediated transport; SNARE complex assembly.